GUUACAGAACACUCUGAGGACUUCCACAGUCAACUAUCGACUGGACAGCCAGUUAUCUAGACAGGCCUACAUUUGAGCUGUUGAAGUGAGCAAAGUACAAUGGAGGACAGAAGCCUUCCUCGUAUUGUGGUCAUUACACUGUCUGUGCUGAUCUACAUUUCUGCUUUGGCAAUAAAUGCCAUGGCAGGAGCUGGAAAGGGACCAUUCCAUUGGAGUACAGGGAACAUCUCCAGGAAGUAUGAGACUGACAUAACUCCGGCUGGGUGGACCUUCUCCAUCUGGGGGCUUAUCUACACCUGGCUGACCCUCAUGAUCAUGUAUAUCAUCUCCUUGAUCUACAGAGGGAGCUGGACACUCUCUGUGCUACUGUACGGUUUCUACCUGUCCUGGAUAGUUAACAUGGCCCUCAACAUGACCUGGCUGCUCCUAUGGGAUCAAGAGCAGGUGACUGCUGCACUGAUUGUAAUGGCGACCAUUGCUGUCACCAACUACUCCAUGGUCUUCUUCUCCUGUUAUGGGCUGAGUAUUUACGGAGCCUGGCUCAGCCAGAACCACCCCAGGGACCUCUGGUGCAUUCAGUUGCUGGUGCAAAAUGGCAUUGCGCUGUACACCACGUGGACAACCAUCGCCACUUUGAUCAACUUCACUCUGGUGCUGGACCUCUCUGGAGUGGCAAAGAGCACUGCAGCCACCGUGUCUCUCUGCAUCCUACUAGUGGAGGUGAUUGGAUGGUUUGGUAUUGAGAACUUCCUGCUGUAUCAACAUGUGAGGUACAUCCUGACUAUUUACCCUGUGGUGAUCAUUGCUCUGGUUGGAAACGUGACCAAGCACUACGACCCUGCAGCACCAAGCGCUAACGCUAUCUUCAUGGUUGUGCUCUUGGUGAUUUCCUGUGUGCUCCUGGUGGUGCGAGUCUCCCUGGUGAUCAGGAGAAACAGGAACCAGACCCUUCACCCGGAAGCUCUGACCUCACCCAGCAGCCUGUCCAAGAAGCACAGGAAGAUAUUCAUGUAGACAACUGGUACACACUUACUUACUGACUUUAUUGUCCCCAUGGAGAAAUGUUGUUGCAGUGUCAUGUACACAUUUAAAGUGGCAUUUAAAUACAAAACAAAAUUGACAAUACAACUUUCAUAACAGUUACAUACCAAUAAAACAUUUUAAAAAUAAAAUACAAAUAAUAGACUAGCCUGAUGGCCUUACUGAGUUGAUAGGAACAUUAGCACAAGCUAUUUAGGAGGGAUAUCACACCUGGCACAAAUUAUUGUCUAGUUCUGUUUUUCCUGCUGAGGGGUGCCCUAUACCUGCGCCCAGAGGGGAGUAGUUCAAAGUUCGGGUACAGGGGGUGGCUUGGGUCUAAAAUUAUUUUGUGAGCCUUGUGGAGGGCUCAUCCAGGCCUGUCUGUUUGACUCCAAGUACCUUGCUUGCUGUGGUGAUAAUCCUUCUCAGCAUAUUUCUCUGGCUGACAGUGGCAUUGCCAAACCAACAAACAAUACAAAAAGUUAAAAUACUCUCAAUGAAAGAUUUGUAAAACAGAGUCAGUAUAGUACAGUCUACACCCCACUGCGAUCUGUCUUAUCACCGAAAUGUCAAAGCCCAAUUGCCUAUAACAUACAUAGCACAUAUCUGCCUAUCUUACACCAUACACGUUCAUCAUUCAGUUUGGACAAGAAGCAUUGGAAGAUGUUCAUGUAAAAGACUGGUAGCCUGUUUCACACACCACAAUAUGAUGUCUACCAAAGUGUCAAAGCCUAUACUGGCUUUAAAACAUUUUACAUUUUACACUUUACAUUCAGUAUUGAAAUAUCUGUAUUUAUCCAAUCACAACACUUCGCUCAGCUGAUAUAAUACAUAUAACCCAUUUCUGUAUGCUAAUCAAUGCACUGAAUCAUGAUCAUGAUCAUACAAUUCCAGUGUAUAUAACACUAUAUAUUUUAACAAGAUUAAUUCUUACUAUUUUGCAUAGAUUUUUUAAAUAAAAACACAUAUUUUGCCUA
Salmo salar (Atlantic salmon) is the source of this 1997-nucleotide messenger RNA. RefSeq lists its product as uncharacterized. The record is from RefSeq and is a predicted model, not a curated record. NCBI's taxonomy places the organism in Eukaryota, Metazoa, Chordata, Actinopteri, Salmoniformes, Salmonidae.